Molecule: messenger RNA, 1841 nt
Organism: Pseudoliparis swirei
Lineage: Eukaryota; Metazoa; Chordata; Actinopteri; Perciformes; Liparidae
Gene: cyp20a1
Product: cytochrome P450 20A1
Exons: 13
Coding region: 100-1488 (462 amino acids)
Cellular component (GO): membrane
Molecular function (GO): monooxygenase activity; iron ion binding; oxidoreductase activity, acting on paired donors, with incorporation or reduction of molecular oxygen
Source: RefSeq, a predicted model, not a curated record
CCAGAGCGGCCAUCUUUGCACGUUCGGUUUCUGUUGACGUGGAGACGAGUCUUCUUCUUGAGAAGUGAGCUAAGCCCCCCUUGUUUCACAAAGGAGGUCAUGCUGGACUUUGCCAUCUUCGCCGUGACCUUUGUCAUCGCGCUGGUCGCCGCCGUGUUGUACUUGUACCCGUCAUCCAGAACGGCCUCUGGCAUCCCGGGUCUCAACCCUACAGAUGAGAAGGACGGGAACCUGCAGGACAUCGUGAGCCGAGGCGGUCUGCACGAGUUCCUCGUCAGCCUGCAUUGGGAGUUCGGCUCCGUGGCGUCCUUCUGGUUCGGCGGCCGGCAGGUGGUCAGCCUGGGCGCCGUGCAGCAGCUCCGGCAGCACAUCAACCCCAACCGCACCACCGACUCCUUCGAGACGAUGCUGAAGUCGCUGCUGGGUUACCGGUUGGGGGCGGGCGGCGACGCGGCUGAGGCGGUGAUGAGGAGAAAGGUGUACGAGAACGCCGUGAACGCCACGCUGAAGAGCAACUUCCCGCUGAUGCUCAAGCUGGCGGAGGAGCUGCUGGGAAAGUGGCGGUCGUUCCCGGAGUCCCAGCACACCCCGCUGUGCGCCCACCUGCUGGGUCUGGCCAUGAAGACCGUCACCCAGCUGGCUCUGGGCGAGAGCUUCGGGGACGACGCCAAGGUGCUCUCCUUCCGCAAGAACCACAACGCGAUCUGGUCAGAAAUUGGAAAAGGCUACUUGGACGGCUCCCUGGAGAAGAGCUCCAGCAGAAGAGGGCACUAUGAGACGGCGCGGUCGGAGAUGGAGGCCAUGCUGCUGUCGGUGGCCAAGGAGAGAAAAGCCCAGAGGAAGCAGACGGCGUUCGUCGACGCUCUGCUGCAGGCCGGCCUCACAGAGAGAGAGGUCAUGGAAGACUGCAUGGUCUUCACUCUGGCCGGAUGCGUCAUCACCGCCAACCUUUGCAUCUGGGCGCUUCACUUCCUGUCCACCUCGGAGGAAGUUCAGGACAAACUGUACAAGGAGCUGGACGAGGUUUUGGGAUCAGACCCAGUUUCCUUGGACAAAAUCCCCGAGCUCAGAUACUGCCAGCGGGUCCUCAACGAGACGGUGAGGACCGCCAAGCUGACCCCCGUCGCGGCUCGGCUCCAGGGGGUGGAGGGCAAAGUCGACCAGCACGUCAUCCCCAAAGAGACUUUGGUCAUCUACGCGUUGGGGGUGGUCCUGCAGGACUCUGACACCUGGAGCACCCCAUACAGGUUUGACCCGGAUCGAUUUGAGGAGGAAUCGGUGGAGGAGAGCUUCCGUCUGCUCGGCUUCUCGGGGAAUCAAACGUGCCCGGAGCUCAGCUUCGCCUACACCGUCGCCGCCGUCCUGCUCAGCACGCUGGUGCGCCCGCUGAAGCUCCACGGGCUGAAGGGGCAGGUGGCGGAGGUCCGGUCUGAGCUGGUGUCCACGCCCAAGGAAGAAACCUGGAUCACCGUCGGCAGAAGAAGCUAAUCUUAAAAAAAUAAAUAAAGCGGACAAGUCGUAUUUCUAGAGAAGAAUUCAUCGUAAUUAAAGGAGCAGCAAAGUUUGUCAGAGAACUAGUCUCUCUCAAUAACUCCUGUCUUUUUUAUGUCAGUCACUCAUCACAUUAUUCUGAGGCUGCACGUUGUCACGUUGUCUGUUCUCAGGUCAGAUUUGCACUUCCUGUAGUUUUAAUGUAGAGAAAAACAAUUUGUGCUGCUAAAUGUUUUUCUAUAAUUCCUCUUGCAGCUCUAUACGUCUCACGUGGCACUUAGACAAUCCACUCCCCCCCCCCCCCCCCAAACACCACUGUUGCAUCUUACAUAUAAAUAUGUUUAAUAUGA